Messenger RNA from Enhydra lutris kenyoni (northern sea otter), 5010 nucleotides. Its product is annotated as pleckstrin homology domain containing M3. The record is from RefSeq and is a predicted model, not a curated record. Bases 323 to 2599 code for a protein of 758 amino acids. NCBI's taxonomy places the organism in Eukaryota, Metazoa, Chordata, Mammalia, Carnivora, Mustelidae. The transcript is spliced from 7 exons.
CCAGGAAAUCAAGGAUUGCAUGGCGUUGCUUUGACAAGCACUUCCUGUUAUCUUUACGGAGAUCUCAAUGAAGAAUAAUCUCGAAGGAGCAUUUGUCUUCGUGUACUUCUGCCCCAUUAGCUGCUAGCAAAUGCUUUUAAUGACUGAAAAAACAUCAACUAUCCUUGUGCUCGGCCUGCUCUCGGCAGUCAAAUGAAGGUUUCUUUCAGUUGUUUCCAGAACUCUAUUGCUGAAGCACCGCUCUCUUUGUUGGGUGAAUGAAUGUUCAUGAAGCCCUUUCCUGAGCCAGUGGAGGAGCCUUAGGCUUCGUGAAGCCUGCGAUAUGGAAGCUUUGGAAGUGGAUGAUAUCAGCCCCGCCUUGGAAGUUACUGAGGAUUUCUUUAGUACUUUUGACAGUAAGCUAGAAAAGGCUGUGCAGCAAGCUGAGGUUUAUGGGAUUCAGGAAGUCCCUGAAUUGGUGGGGCACGAGGUACUCACUAACAUAACAGACAAUGGUGCUAUCAGACAUGUUGCGUCCCUGGGCAAGGGGGGCCUGCUUUGGGACCACUGUAAGAGCAGGCUCUUAGAAACCAAAGCUCAGAAUGUCUUCCCUGCCAAAGAACAGUUUAUGGUUCAGAAAGGGACAGCCCCAGAUAAUCUUUCCUGGAUGGAACAAAAGGAAGCAUCGACCUUUAACUUUUUCAACGUGUGUCAGCGUCGGAGGGACAGGCCUCGUUCCGUCAAUGACUUAUUGGAUGAGACCUCUACUUUUAAGCCGGGUCAUACUCGGUCAAGGUCAGAUGUCACCCAGGUGGACUGGAGGCUAGUCCUCCAAACCAUGCCUCUGCAGCAGCAGCCACCGUGUCUCCGGGGCCCUCAUUUCACCAGGCCCGCUUUUCUGUCGUCCUCACCAAACAAGGUCGAAGAUGCUCAAGGGAAUACUGAACACAAGCAGGCAUUCCCAAACAUUCUGAAGAAGGGGUACCUGGAGAUUAGGAAGGACCAUGACAGUUACUGGCAAAGCUGUUACGCAGAACUCUCCCCCUACAACUUGUACUUCUACAGCCUUGACAGCAGCGGCAAUCAAGCCCUCUGUGCUACCUACCAGCUUUCACACUUCCAGAGCAUAUCUGUUUUGGGCAACCUCGAGGCCAGGCUGGUGGAUACCGUUCUGUAUGACAACACUCAGCUGCAGUUAAAGGCAGAAUCACCGUGGGAGGCUUUGGACUGGGGGCAGAAGCUUUGGGAAGUCGUGCACGCCACCGUGCCUGGUUACGUAGGGCGGCAGGAUGAGCUGGCCAACUCACCGGGACUUGGUCAUCACGUUGACUGUACACAGAAUCACUGUUUACAGAAGAAAUCCAGUGAGCUGCUCGCACGAUCCCCUGUCUUGGAUAGCCCCAAACAAUACGAAAACAUCAUCAAGUCAGGGACGCUGUACAGGCUCACUGUCCAGAACAACUGGAAGGCAUUUACUUUUGUACUGAGCAGAGCCUACCUUAUGGCUUUCCAGCCUGGCAAGCUAGAUGAGGACCCCCUGCUAAGCUACCAUGUGGACGUGUGUCUGGCUGUCCAGGUGGACAACCUGGACGACUGUGACUCUUGCUUUCAAGUCAUCUUCCCCCAAGAUGUGCUCCGCCUCCGCGCAGAGACCCGGCAGAGGGCCGAGGAGUGGAUGGAGGCUCUGAAAACAGCAGCCAAUGUGGCGAGGAGUUCAGAGCAAAACCUGCAAGUCACCCUGAGAAGCAAACCCAAGGAUCAGAUGGGUGGGCAUGAACUCAGGAAGAACAAACGUCAGUCUGUGACCACCAGCUUCCUCAGCAUUCUUACAACUUUGUCUUUGGAGCGAGGACUCACUGCUCAGAGUUUCAAAUGUGCAGGAUGCCAGCGAUCCAUAGGUCUCUCCAAUGGGAAGGCCAAGGUGUGCAAUUACAGUGGAUGGUAUUACUGCAGCAGCUGCCAUGUGGACGACAGUUUCCUCAUCCCGGCACGCAUAGUCCACAACUGGGAUACUUCAAAAUACAAGGUAUCGAAGCAGGCCAAAGAGUUUCUGGAGUACGUGUACGAAGAGCCCCUGAUCGACAUCCAGCAGGAGAACCCCAUGCUGUACCGGCACGCCGAGCCACUGGCCGCCGUGGUGCGGCUGCGGCAGCGGCUAAAAUCUCUGCGAGCCUACCUGUUCAGCUGCCGGGCCGCCGUGGCCGAGGACCUGCGCCGCAGAAUUUUCCCCAGAGAAUACCUCCUUCAACAGAUCCACUUGUAUUCCCUCGCUGAUCUGCAGCAGGUGAUAGAGGGGAAGCUGGCUCCAUUCUUGGGCAAGGUCAUUAAAUUUGCCACCUCACACGUGUACAGCUGCAGUCUUUGUAGCCAGAAGGGGUUCAUCUGUGAAAUCUGUAACAAUGGAGAGAUCCUCUACCCUUUUGAAGAUAUUUCAACAAGCAGGUGUGAAAGCUGUGGGGCCGUUUUCCAUUCCGAAUGCAAAGAGAAGUCUGUCCCCUGCCCGAGGUGUGUCCGCCGGGAGCUGCAGAAGAAGCAGAAAUCUUUCUGGCGGAGGCUGAACAUGGACGAGAGCCUGGAGGAGGCUUGCAACAUGUUCGAGCUGUCCUACCAGAACACCUGACUCAGCGGGGGCCCGAGGCCAGGGACUGACCUCUCGCUGAGCCAGCAGCCGGCGGCUUCCUAGCUAGCCAGCCAGAUCCCUCUGGAAGAGGAGGAUGUCUCAUCUUCCGCUAGAUAUAGAUGUAUAUUCCCAUGCAUAUCCACGCAUCCCAGUACGUCCUGUGUGUAUGUUCUGUGCAAAUCGCUGUCCAAAAGGUCCUUGAAGCCUCCGUGGCUCCAGAAAACUACCAGUAGCUGAAUUACACUUAGCCUUGAAUUUCAGCAGCUCGCUCCCAAGCAAAACGUGGUUUACACCCAAUGCUUUAGAGUCCAGACUUUUUUUUUUUUUGGCUCUCAGGGGCCAUUUUAGUACAUAGGACACAGGAGGAAGCAUCUCCUACAGAACCACAGAACUUCGGGUUAUUUUCAUGUUAUUUAUUUUUAGCCUUCACAAAGGACGGAGUAACUGAGGCAAAUAAUCAUCACCGUCUAUUUCGUAUGAAAAUCUUCAGGACACAGGAACGACACCUGGAUUGUUCCAGGACCCAGUGUCCCUGACGCCAUCACCUCGGUUUCUACCACACAGGUGGGGAUCACCUCAGCCGAGCCAAGUGGCUCAGAGAUGAGGCCUGUGCUCUCCCUCUGACAGAAAGCAUGCACCCCUGAAUUUAUGAGGAGAGCUCCUUCUGGGUUUGAGGUUCAUCUCCAGUUUUUUCCUGAGAAAAAAGACCUCAGAGACCAAUGACUGCAUGUGUCGGUCUGUUUGCAGGUAUGAAUCCCAGCGCCCCCUGAUGCCGCAGGCCCCCCACCAUAGUUGGUUGAAAACGUAGCUUUCUGAAGAGCAGUUUUCCCGGGGUUUCAUGGGUAAUACUGAUGAGGUCGUAAUGGUGCUGGCCUGAGGAAAUUCCCUGUGACUGUGGUUAAAUACAUCGGUUUGCAGACUGGUGGAGAUAAUGCAUACAUUCUAUAAGUUGGUCUUCAAUUUCUUUUCACAGAAUCUUGUGUGGGCAUUUCCUAUUUAUUUCAAAUGCUUUAUUUCUCAUUGUUCGUGUUUGCACUUUAAUUUGGACCUUUGCUUUGUCACUUCCACUUUCGCAUUUUAAAAUUGUUUACAAAAUCCAAGUAACAUGGGACUUCAAAACCCCCAUGCUAGAUUAUGAAGACCAUGUCAAACUUAUAAAUAUAAUGAAUUCAGUGUAAUAAUAUUGUCUAAAUAAAUGUAGAAUCGCACAUAUAAUUGCCACCUUAAAGUGAAACAGAACGUGCUAAAAUCGUAUCACAGGAGUAGGAAGUCUUAAGAAACUGCUUCCCCGCUUGGCCGAGUGGUGCGGGGCCCUCCCAGGAGCCAUGUCCAGUGGCUGUGACCAGAAUGCCAGAUGGGACAGCGCUGGAAAUCAUGGCUCCCAUCUUCCCACCAGAACUCUUUCCAGAACAGAAAGAUACACUGAUCCUGAAACAAUGUUCAGGCGACUAAGAAGACUCUCUUGCCGCCGAGCAGAUGCCUCCAGUGCCCUCCGGGUUUGGUAGUUUCACUGCUGUUAGAAUCUAGAGCAUCAGUGGCUCAGGAAGUACAGGAUACAUUUAACCCCAUUGCCACUGCCCCCCUCCCCCCACCCCGACACCUUGCUCCCUCCAGAUCCUAACUCUUGAUACCUCCGUCCACAUAGAGGCCAGACAUUUCAGACAGACUUGUGCAGACUGCCAGUUCCUGGGCCCCAGACCACAAGCUCCAUUUAUUUUCCUAUCCUACAGCAGCUGUAACCAAGGGCAUAAAAACUUGCUAAAAGGCCAAGGCUCCCUUCAUGAGGAGACCUUACGGAGCCUUUUAUUCUUGGAAAAGCAGGUUGACUUUUCCCCCACCCCAGUUACAGAGAAUGUUGCACACAAAAAGAUAAAGGGUGGAAAAAUCUCAAACAAGCACUUGGCAAACAGGCAAACAAAUUUGAUCCUCUCCUCCUUUUUCCUCCCCUUCGUGAAACACAGUAUUUAUAUUUUCCAGCCUCAGAGAAGAUAGCAGAACAUGAUCUUUCACAAGAGAAUUAUAGACCUGCUUAUUAUAAAACAGAUGUGCUCCGAUGGCAAAGUGCCUUUUUCCUCCGCCCCCAGCUCCCUGUCACCGUAGCUUACUUCUGCCUUCACCAUAAUUAAUGUAUCCGUGAUCCCAACUGUCAGCGAGGCAGUCCCCCGCACCCUGCGUUUGGAGCCCCGAAGUGCAGACGCCCCUCCCAGCACGCUGGCUCUCGGCACAGGAUCCCCUGUCCCACCUCACAGGCACCUAGCAUCCGAGCGGCCAGGGGGUGCGAUUCUGGAUCCCUGUUCUGAAGGCCUCUGUCUUCACCGGUGCCCAUGGAGAGGGUCCCACUAAAUAUGGUCCUCCCUGGGAACUCCUAAGGAGAACCUUCUAUCCACGUCAAUUUCUGCUUAUUUUCAGAA